AUGAUACGCAAUCUAGUGAAUCGUAUAUGGAAAAAAUUUCUCGAAUUGAAUCUAUUCAAAAAACAUUCAAGUAAUGAACAUACUCUUGAGGAAGAACUUCUUUCUACUCGUAUUUAUUUGAUUGCAUUAAUUGUAUGUUUAUCUAUUAUUACUAUUACUGUUGCACUUAUCGUUCGACCUGUUGACAAAAUUGAAUAUAAACCUUCACAUGAGAAAUUUUCACAAUUACUUCGUAAGUAUCCGAAUACUCUUCAUUGCCCAUGUUCAAAAUCUUCAACAAACUAUGACAAAUUCGUUACUAAUAAAGUUAGUUUUCAUCAAGUUUGUUCAAGUGAAUUCAUUCAACAGACAUGGAUUGAAAAAAUAUUUACAAAUGAAAAUAUUUCAAUGAAAUCUAUCGAUGAUGUUCGUAUUACUCUUAGUUUUUUUUGGCAAACAAUUGCUAGUUUAUGUAUCGCAAGUAACAAAAGUUGGGAUGAUGUUCUUGCAAAUUUUGAAGUCACAAGCUUUAUCACUCCUACGGCAGUUGCUGAGCGAAUUCUUCGGAGUCAAGCUGAAAAUGCUCUUCAAAACCAAAUAGAUCUAUCAAAUGCAACAUCAGUUCGUAAUUUACUUACUUUUCAACGUAUAGCACGUGGAAAUCAAGUUGUAUCAGGUUUACAAACAAAUUUCUAUUUACGUUAUUCACCAGAACAUUUAGGUGCACGAAUAUCUCCAAGAAUGACAACUCAAACAUUUGGUAAUUGUACUUGUUUAAAUAUUGAAGGUUGCCCACGAUCUGCUACAUUUAUUGAUAAUUAUAGUCAUUUAGUUAAUGUACCUGGAAUGAUAGUAGAUUGUUUAGUUGUUGAUGGUGCACUUGCCUCAACACUUGAGUGUUAUUAUAAUCAAUCAUGUAUUUCAAUUUUACAUGGACAAUUAUCGAUGAAUAUUAAACCAUUAUCAGCUACAUCGAAUAAAAAUUUUUCUAUGUAUUCAACACUACAGUCAAUCUUCAAUAAAUUAAUGAUAGAUGGAACAACAACUGAAAUUCGAUUUGAUAAAUAUUUUUCAGAAUGCAAUUGUCCUUUUUGCUCAUAUUCAUAUACAAGACGUUUCGACAUUUUUUUUAUUUUCACGGCUGUUACUGGCUCUAUUGGCAUAUUGUCAUUCAUCGUACGCCAUCUUGCAUCUUUUAUUGCAACAAAGAUUUUACGUCGAAAAAAUCGAAUUUUACCAAUGGAAAAUGUGUCAACUAUAACGUCUAUGGAACAGAAUCGAAGUAAGUUAGAACAGACUUUCAGGAACUUGAGAGUGGCCGAUAGUAUAAGUCAGAGACAAAAUCGAUCUACCGUUUUAACAAUCGAUUAA
Molecule: messenger RNA, 1350 nt
Organism: Adineta steineri
Lineage: Eukaryota; Metazoa; Rotifera; Eurotatoria; Adinetida; Adinetidae
Source: the annotation of a GenBank genome assembly